CGCAACGACAGUAAUGGAUUUGGGACAGCUCUUGUAUAUUUUUCAGUUAAAUAAAUCGGUUUUGGUUUAGUUUUUACGUCGGAUACUCUUCUGGCGUAACUGUAGCCGGGAAUUUUAAUUAUUAUACCAGGAAAUUUAAGAACGUGUACCAUUAUACCAGCAGGUCCAAUUUGGGACGGCACUCCGCUGUCACGGUGGGCAAGCCUGCCCCAGGAACUAACCCUGGAACUUACCGAUCCUGGACGCAGUUGUGGCUCAGUCGGAGCUGAAGGCAGAACGUCGUGUUGCUUUCUGGGGUCCAUUCUAACGCCAUGGCUGAACAUAUGCAUGUCAACACGCCGCUAUUGGAGAGCAUCGCCAUGUCCAAACGUGUGGGAACCACCGUGUAUUUGAAAAUGGAGAAUUCCCAGCCCUCUGGUUCUUUUAAGAUACGUGGCAUCGGACACCUGUGCCAGCAGCUUGCGCCACGAUCUAAAGGAAUCGUCUGUUCCUCAGGUGGGAAUGCUGGGAUGGCGGCUGCUUAUGCAGCUCGAAAAAUGCGCGUGCCGGCCACCGUUAUACUUCCCUCGACAACCCCUCAGUUUGUUGUCCAGAGACUACAGGAGCAAGAUGCUACUGUGAAGGUGGUGGGCAAGGUCUGGGAUGAUGCUCACGCCGAGGCGCUUAGAAUUGCUGAGACCGAAGGACUUGUCUAUGUGCCUCCGUUUGACCAUCCUUUGAUAUGGCAGGGCAAUGCCAGUGUCAUCACAGAGGCUGCAAGCGCCCUGGGUCCAAGCGUCAAGCCUGGAGCGGUGUUGGUAUCUGUGGGUGGAGGGGGGCUCCUCUGCGGCGUCGUCCAGGGCCUGAAGGACGUAGGCUGGGUGGAUGUUCCCAUCAUUGCCAUGGAGACCGUCGGGGCCGACUGUUUGAAUGCGUCCGUUAAGGCCGGGAGGAUGGUCACCUUGGAUGACAUCACCAGCGAAGCCACGUGUCUUGGGGCGAAGACAGCCUGCAGGAAAGCGUUUGAAUACACUCAAAGUAAUGAAGUCACAAUCAUUUCGGAACUGGUGACUGACGAGCAGGCGCUUGGUGCCGUGGAGACAUUCCUGGAUGAGGAACGCGUCCUGGUGGAGUUGGCCUGCGGAGCGGCUCUAGCAGCCGUCUACAGUGGGCUCGUGCAGAGACUACAGGCUGAAGGUGCUGAAGGUGGCGAGCGUAGCUGCGGAGUACAUGAAUUGAUCUGCGUCAGAAAAGUCUCUCCAGAGGUGCUGGGAUUUUUGACGGCCAUCGGACUCUUCAUCACGCUCAUCACUCUCCUCUUCUGGUACCUCAACAACAAGUCCAUGCUCGACAAUGCAGGGAGCCUUCAGUGCCUCGAUGACUUCAGGAAAAGUACCGAGUUACAAGAAAAGGUUUACGCUGAUGGUGACCAGGAGUGCUCAUCAUCAGACAGCGAGGAUGAGCUGAUGGGUCAGUACCAGGAAGCAGUCAGUCGAGCGCAAGGUCUCCGAGGAGCCAACGCGUCCACUCAUGUCAAACACGCGGGAAGAUUCAGGUGGGAGAGUCGACAGAAGUACAGCCCCCUGACGGCCGAAUACGACGGCUACUGCAGCGACGCUUCAGCUGAUGACGCCAACUGCAUUCAGAGAAUGAGGCGGACACCGCCCCUGGACGAACUCCAACCGCCGCCCUACCAGGAUGAGAACGGUUCCCCGCGGAUGUCUUGCACGCUCUCAGACCUGGGCGAUGCCAAGUGUGAUCUCUCCCAGACCAGCGGCAGCCCCCACCUUUCCUUCCACAAAUGCACGAGUGACGGAAGCGACGGCCACGAGACCGAGAGUUAUCUCAACAAGGGCUAUGAGGAGGACGUGCCCAGUGACAGUACCGCUGUCCUCAGCCCAGAGGAGAUGUCAGCCCGUGGUUCAGCAGCGCAGCUCCUCAAAGGCUACGAACCAGAUCCAGUUGCCAAGUACGGCACCCUGGAUGUCGUGUUUGACUACGAUCCGGAGGAGCAGCAGCUGGCGGUGACCAUCAUGGCGGUUACAGACCUCCCCAUGCUAAAGCACACCGGCAACAUCUCCUGGCAGGUCCACCUGGUGCUGCUGCCCACCAAAAAGCAGAGAGCAAAGACGGGCAUCCAAAGAGGCCCCUGCCCUCUUUUCACAGAGACCUUUCACUUCUGCCACAUGGAGUCCGAGAUGAUCGGCAACUACGCCAUUAGAUUUCGUCUUUACAGCAUGCAGAGGAUGAAGAAGGAAAAAGUGCUUGGAGAAAACGUGUUUUAUCUCACCAAGCUCAAUCUUCAGGGGAAAAUGUCCGUGCCAGUCAUAUUGGACCCAUGCUGCACCUAUCCGGGUGCGGAAUCCCAGAUCAGUCUGUCAGAUUUGACGUGCAGUGAAAGCGCCUUGUCGUUUCCGUCAGUGAGUCAGACCUCCACACCUGAGAUCCUGGUGGGUCUGGUGUACAACGCCACAACGGGACGUCUGUCAGUAGAGGUCAUUAAAGGCAUCCAUUUUAAGAACCUCGCUGCCAAUAAGCCACCCACUGCCCAACCCUUGUUGUCAGACGGGCUGUUCUGUUGCCUAAAACACUUGAUAGGUGGACAGGUUUAUAUUAUCAGAGACACGUAUGUUAAGCUGACCUUACUGAACUCCAUGGGCCACGAGAUGUCCAAGUGUAAAACGUCCAUCUGCCGAGGCCAGCCCAACCCCACCUACAAAGAAACCUUUGUCUUCCAGGUAGCCCUUUUCCAGCUAUCGGAUGUCACGCUUAUCCUCUCGGUGUACAACAAGCGCAGCAUGAAACGCAAGGAGAUGAUUGGUUGGAUCUCUCUUGGGCUCAACAGCUCUGGGGAGGAAGAGCUCACCCACUGGACGCUGAUGAAAGAGUCCAAAGGACAGCAGGUUUGCCGCUGGCACAGUUUGUUAGAAUCCUAACGGCGCCACUAAGGUACACAGUGUCACGUCGAUGUGAACGUCAAAAAAAUGGUGUCCUCAGAUGAUGAAGGUGAAGGAGCCAUAUGUAUGCACCAGGGAGGAUUUAUCAAUCAGUGAAUAGGCUAAAGAUAGCAAGGGUGUUCUAACACUAAGCCAAUGGCGCCAUGUCCUGGCCUGCUUUACACCUAAAGAGUGUCUGAGCGCACUAAUUGAACACCCCUGCUCUGGUACGAUUGGAAGACGUUAACGAGGCACGGCGCGAUUCUAUGCAUAUGCACACACAUAGCUGCAUCAUGCUCGUCAUCGGUUAUGAACGAUAAUCGAAACGAUUCGUAACGGAAACACUCAAAAUGAUCCAAAAGUCGGACAUUUAGUAGGUAAACAGAACCGAGUCCAGCAUGGCACGAUGGAUUAGUGUGACUAAAUCACUGCACGGUGAUAAAAAAGUGGUUUGCUCGCAGGCCUCACAGCUUGGAGACCCGAGUUCAAUUCCACCCUCAGCCAUCUCCGCGUGGAGUUCGCGUGCUCUCCCAGUGCAUGCGUGGGUUUUCUCCGGGUACUCCGGUUUCCUCCCACAUUCCAAAAACAUGCUAGGUUAAUUAGCAACUCCAAAUUGUCCAUAGGUAUGAAUGUGAGUGUGAAUGGUUGUUUGUCUAUAUGUGCCCUGUGAUUGGCUGGCGACCAGUCUAGGGUGUACCCCGCCUUACGCCCGAAGACAGCUGGGAUAGGCUCCAGCACCCCCCGCGACCCUCGUGAGGAAAAGCGGUAGAAAAUGAAUGAAUGAAUAAAUUAAAUUAAAUUAAAUCAAAUAUUUAAUUUAAUUAAAUAUUUAAUUUAAUUUAAUAUUUAAUUUAAUUUAAUAUUUAAUUUAAUAUUUAAUUUAAUUUAAUUUUAUUGUCCAAAUUAAAUUAAAUAUUUAUUUAAAUUUUUUAAUUACAUUUUUAAAAAAGU
Molecule: messenger RNA, 3866 nt
Organism: Doryrhamphus excisus (bluestripe pipefish)
Lineage: Eukaryota; Metazoa; Chordata; Actinopteri; Syngnathiformes; Syngnathidae
Source: RefSeq, a predicted model, not a curated record